This is a messenger RNA of Cryptomeria japonica (Japanese cedar), 1580 nucleotides long. RefSeq names its product disease resistance protein Roq1. Gene Ontology annotation, biological process: defense response; signal transduction. Lineage: Eukaryota; Viridiplantae; Streptophyta; Pinopsida; Cupressales; Cupressaceae. The coding region runs from base 161 to 1516 and encodes 451 amino acids. The transcript is spliced from 2 exons. Gene Ontology annotation, molecular function: ADP binding. The record is from RefSeq and is a predicted model, not a curated record.
UUCUUCAUAAGAAUCCUGGGAGCAUCAUGAUCACGAGACCUGGUAAAAUUAGGCUCUUUCCUUAGGCAUGCCAGGAAAGAGGCUCUUCUUUUCCUCUUAUUUGACUCGUGGCGUUUCUUUAUAUAGCUAAGACUGCAAUUGUUUUAUCAGAGUUCAAAUCAUGGCAUCUUCUUCUUCCUCCUCAUCUAAGCGAAAACGUGAAAUGGAAGAGAACGCCUUUGAGGGGAUGACACUUACGCCUCUUUCUGCUACGCCUGCUAGUGAUCCAGCUUUUCAUCGCUACGAUGUGUUUAUUAAUCAUCGAGGUCCAGAUGUGAAAAACACUCUGGCCAGCGUCCUUCACCAGUUUCUACAGUAUUUGGGCUUAAAAGUUUUUCUUGAUUAUCCAGAAUUACAACCAGGCGAUCCCUUACCCGCCACCAUACAACAAGCCAUUCGCAGCUCUCAAGUUCAUAUAGCUAUUUUUUCCCCACGCUACGCUGAAUCAUCCUGGUGUUUGACCGAGCUUCAGCUCAUGCUAAAUACAGGGGCGAAAAUAGUUCCCGUGUUUUAUGACGGCGUCUUAUAUAAAGACCUUCGCUAUACUGAAAAUGGUGUAUAUGCCCAUGCAUUCGAUACACAUGAAAAAAAGGGUCGGUUUACAGCCGAAAGGAUUUCCCUGUGGAAGAAAUCCCUUCAUGAUGUCUCCUACAUCAGUGGUAUUGAUUUCCAUCUAUCUGAUGGGAAUCUGGGGCAUGUAUACAAAAAUAUUGUCGAUACUGUGCUUAAUGAAGUGAGUGUGGCUAGAAAUAAGUUCAAGUUAGAAGUUGCGGAUCAUCCGGUUGGACUUGACGAGGUCAUUCAAGAGCUUGAGGUGAAAAUAUCCUCGAUUGAACAGAACAACAAUGGAAAUGGUAAGAUUGUGGGGAUAGUUGGAACAGCUGGAGUGGGUAAAACGACUUUGGCCAAAGAAUUCUACAAUCGUAAGUAUCACAUGUUUUACAGAUCAAGCUUUUUAUUUGAUGUAGGGGAAACCCAUCGAAAUAAAAAUAUGAUGAAGAUGCAACACAAACUGAUGUGUGAUCUAAGAAUUCCUCUUUCACUUUCCUCUGCUACUUUUGAGCCCAGCAGUCCAAAAGAAGGCGUGGGGGUUGAGAUGAUCAAAUCUCAACUUGAACGUUGGUACUCCAAGCCAUUAAUAAUUUUAGAUGGAGUUGACCAUGCUGAUCAGUUGGAAGCAUUGGCAUUGAAUGAAUUUUUAAAUCACGGGGCACUGGUACUUGUGACUUGUCGUGAUGCAAGUGUUUUGCAGUCACUAAAUGAUGAACUCGUAAAAAUUUAUGAGAUGAGAGGACUUGAUCCUAAGUAUGCCAGGCAACUCUUUUGCUGGCAUGCAUUUCGCAGAUCACAUCCACCUAAAGGACGUGAGAGAUUAGUUGAAACCGUUUUGAAAGUUUCAGGUGGCUUGCCGUUGCACCUCAAAGGUAUGGGUCAAGAGAUUUACCCUAUGCAAAAAGAUAUAGAUGCAGAACUAUAAGCCGUGUUGUUUAUCAGGACUUUGUUUUUUCUCAUUCUCAGUUUUCUUUGGCAAGCUGUAUCGU